AUGAAGCGUGGACUCGCAAAGUGUGCUUCAAGUGAUUGGGACUGCAAGUGUUCAGGCGCUGCAAACAUUGCCAGCUGUUAUGUAGACUGCUCCGAUGACGAUCCGGAUUCGUCCGCAGCCAAACAACUCAGUGUAAAUGAUUGCGCUACCGCGAACGCAUAUGACCAAGGAGAGACCACUGUUGCACCUUCAUGGACUCUGCCCGGGUCUAAUGCCGCACAACCUACAGACACAGAUGCUAGUCUAACCAUAACUGGCAGUUCUUCUACCACUGCUGGACCGACUAAAGCCUCUAUUGUGAAUGAAAAGUCAACGAGUCCAUCAGAGGGAGCUGCAGUUGCAAAUUAUGCUGGUAGCUGGUUGGCUCUUGUCAUUUUAGGAAUAGGGGCUGCAUUUUGA
Messenger RNA from Penicillium digitatum Pd1, 399 nucleotides. RefSeq lists its product as uncharacterized. Lineage: Eukaryota; Fungi; Ascomycota; Eurotiomycetes; Eurotiales; Aspergillaceae. The record is from RefSeq and is a predicted model, not a curated record.